GCCCCACCGGACUCGGUGACCCAUACCCGUUUAGGAGCGCUGGGUCGGGUUAUUAUGACUCACGCUGGCGGCACGUGUUCGUUCUCCACUUGCGAACAGCGAGAGUAGUCCUACUCAUGAGAAAUAAAUAAAUAAAAGCCCAUAUAUUAUUGUCAUAUAUUUCAGAAAAAGAGAAAAAAGGGAAAAUUCAGAGAAGGGGAAGAAAGACGAGGGGAAAACGUCAUGCCCCAAACAAUCACUGCAAAAGGUUGUUUCUCGGCAAGAAUUUCCGGCUGUUUCUCAGUUUUCGGUUUUGCUUUAUCAGGGAAAGGAGUAUUUCUCGGGUUCGAGUGCAUGAGGUUUUGAUUUGAAGGAGCCUGAGAUUCAGAAUUUUCAGAUUGUUUUCCCAAGCUCUUGAACCAGCAGACAAACCUAGGGAAUGCAUGGGAGUGAUUCUUGCUGCAGUGCUAGCUUCUGAAAAGUGAUGACGCUAGAGGAUUUUUUCACUUUAACUGAAAUGAAUAGCGGGCUUGCAAGCCCUUCCCGGGUCAGGGAACUUGUCGCCGUUAUGGAGAAAGAGAGCGAUUGUGCUAUAAAGAAUACUGGCGAAGCUGCCAGGCAGUGGGAUGCUGUGGCAAGUGCUAUUGCUGCGACCGAGAACAAAGAGUGUCUCGAACUCUUUAUUCAGCUAGAUGGUCUGCAGUUUAUUGUUAAGUGGCUGAAAGAGGCACAGAAGCUCGGGGAUGACUCCAGCGAUGAUUCUGUAGAGGAAUCAAUUACUCACAUGCUCCAAGCACUUGGGAAAUUACAUGUUGGCUAUGAAAAACUCGUUGAUUCUGCAAUGUUGACUACUGUCAAAGAUCUCCUUGGACACAGCAGUUCUAAGGUGAAGGAUAAAGCUCAGGAGCUGUUUGAUAGCUGGAAAGGUGCAAAAGAUGGUGAUUCUUCUCACUCUACUGUUGAAGGACUUGAAGCUUUGAGGGUUGGGGAGAUCGGGAAAAGUGGUGAUAGCAAGAGUGGCAGUGGACAUUCGGAAUCUCCUCAAAAGGAAAAGGAGCAGGAAUCAAUGAGAGAUGAGCCAAUGCUAUCUGCUGUUUCUGAUGCCGUCAACGCUGACGAGGCCGAAAACACUGACAAGUUGGAGGAAAAAACUGUCCCUGUAGCUGGAGAUGAUACUCCUUCUGAUCCUGUUGGCUCGCCUUCACUUGCGAAGGCAGCAACAGCACUUCCUCAAAUUUACUCAGUUGAUGUUGUCUCUGCCAAAUCAAGUACUGUGGCCGUUUCUGAAGAUAUGCUCGAAAGUGGAAUGAAUGUUGACGAGAUACAGCCUGCUGGGGAUGGCAAAGUAUCGGAAGGUUCUGGUGCUGAAGAAGCAGUGAAGUCUCGAAGCGCUGUUGCAGAGCAUACAGUGGCUCCAAAUCCAGAUCCAUCAUCUCCUGAGCAGAGGAAAAAUGACGAUAAGGGGAAGAUCCCCAUGGAGAAUGCCAUUUCUGCUACUAAACAGGCUGAUGAACUUAAAGAUAGCAAACUCGGAACAUCCUCUGGUGGAAUCGAAAGUUGGGAAGGUAGCAAAGGAUUUGGGGCAUUCCUAGCUGGCAUGGCAGAUCAUGGAAAGGCGAGCGAACAUGACGAGGCUUCAAGUGAUGAUAAUCUGACAAGUAACUAUAAGUUUACCAAAAGUGCCAAAGAAAAUGUUAGGUCUGGUGAGAAAUCUGAUACUGAACUCCUUGGAAUUGUGGAUCCUCUAGAAAUGGCGCGGCAAGUUGCAAUCGAAGUGGAGCGAGAAGUUGUAGAUUACAGGCGAAGUGGCAGUGGCUCUGGGAUACAAACAGGUGAUAAUAUUCAGAUGCCGGAAAGCCCAGAUUCCGUCGGUGGUAGGCAAUCCCAUGAGAGCAGCAGGAGCUCAUCCAAGGAUGCGUCGAGCGAACCAGGCUUGUCUGACGAAGAAGAUUCCCCGAUCCAGGAUGAAACUAUGGCUGAGCAAACUAAUGCAAUCACUGAGGCAACGCAAGACGUCGUCACUGCAGAGAGAGACAUCCCUAGAUUUGAUCUGAAUCAGAAAUUCGACUUAGAAGAUGCUGAUCCUACGAGGAGCCAAUCCAGCGCAGCCGUUACUAUUGUGGCUACUUCAAUUGCGUCUACUUCUCGAGCAGCGGCAGCUGCUCCUGGAGUGUCUGUUACUACUCCCCUGGAAUUAGGUUCUGCUAGUUCAAGCGCUUUCCGCAGAGUUCCUGACAGUGAAAUUGAUCUUCCUACUGGGGAAGAUAACAGCAGUCCGAUGAUAAAGCGCGACUGCCUCGAUUUUGAUCUGAAUGUUGCUGACAAUCCCGAGGUUCGAACAGAAGAUCAACCCGUAGACACUCUGGCACUGAUGUCUUCUACAUUUGGCGCUCCCGGGGAAUCUUCUUCUGCCGGCGCAAAUUCAAAAUCACCGCAGCUUCAUCUGGACCUGAACCAUACCAGUGAAGAUCCUGCUCCCCCUGUGGUUAGGCAACUGUUUGGUUUCGACAUUGGGGCUAAUCCUUCGUCAUCAAAGCUGCCUUCUUUGAAGAACAUCGAUCUGAACGAUCAGCCGUCUUUUCUCAAGGGGAUUACUGGCAGCAGUUCCAAUUCGAGCAGGGCUCCUCAAAGCUUCAACUUUUCGGGUGAUUCCCGACCGGACAGUUCUGUGAUAUCCUUAUUGGGCACCCGUGUCGAGGUGAAUCGAAGAACCACAGCUCCUCAACCUGCUACUCCGUCUAACGGUCAGAAUCCAGAGUUUCCAUAUGAUAUGAACUCGGGCAGAGCUGGGAAUUUUCUCGGGGUGAUUCCUUUCGCCCAUUCCCCAGUUUACGGCUUCAACACAGCGACACCCCCUCCUGUUAUGCCAUUCCCCCCUACUGUAUUUGGAGCAGGUGCGCCAAUUCCUUACAUGGUCGACGCUAGAGGAACUCCUGUUAUCCCGCAGAUUGUGGGCUCUACUUCAGCUAUGCCGACUGGUUUCCAGCAAGGCCCGUUUUUCAUGAAUAUGAGCACUCCUCCGACUCCUUCGAAUGUUGGAUCUUCUCGAAGUGGUUUUGAUCCUCAACUCAUGCCAGGCGGAAGCAGGGAUGCUACUGGUUUUACCCAGUUCCUCAACUUAGGUCCAGUCAGGUCGAUGGAGGAGCCGUCCACUGUAACUAUAAGGUACAACCAUAACCUCCAUGCCAGUGAUGCAGUAAUGUACAACUCGAAUGCCAGGUCGAUGGAAGAUGCCGUAAGGUAUAACUCCCAGAGUUCUUACAGUCCAGUGGUCGGUGGAAAGCGGAAAGAACCGGAGAACGGGUGGGAUCAUGGUUCCGUUAGGAACCAGAAUCCCCCGUGGAAGUAGGGCGGCGGCGAUCGCAGUCGGGCCGGGCACACAGCCAAGUAGGACCAGCAGCCCGGCCCGGAACAGAACAGAGCAGGCUAGGAUCAUCAAGCAGGAUAGGUGGAGAAGGAUUUAUAGAGAAACUAAACAGUGAAGGAAGAAAGAAGAAGCGAGGAUGGCUUUGCAUUGCAGGUGUGUACUUAAUUUCGAUUCUUGAGAUCAUUACCAACCCACCCUUGCAUAGCACAGGUCAUUCAGACUUUUUAAUUUCUUGCUACCUUUUUUUUCUUAUUUUUCCCUUUCUUCUUUAGACAACAAAACCUUACAAACUACAUUUGAUAUGAUUUAAAGAAGAAAGGUUAUUGUGACUUAUUUAUGAUAUUGCUGCUGCCUUCCCCCUUCCUUCCUUAAUUUUGCCUUUGUGUUUGAUUUUUGA
Messenger RNA from Andrographis paniculata, 3743 nucleotides. RefSeq lists its product as uncharacterized. Lineage: Eukaryota; Viridiplantae; Streptophyta; Magnoliopsida; Lamiales; Acanthaceae. The transcript is spliced from 3 exons. Bases 464 to 3328 code for a protein of 954 amino acids. The record is from RefSeq and is a predicted model, not a curated record.